AGUCAUUUGACAGUGCUGUUAAUUUUUGAACUAUCGCUGUUUUGGUUAGAUUAUUGUUUAUCAUGGCUAGAACGCUAGCAAGAAUAAUUAAGACUACAAAAGCAUCAUUAGGUGUUCCUAGCCCGAUCGCGAUCGUCAAUCAUUUAUCAGUACGAUUCCAGCAGACGACGGGGAAAACACAGGGUGGACCGCUUUCUGACAGUGACAGAAUUUAUACGAAUUUGUAUGGCAGGCACGACUGGCGACUUGCAGGUGCCUUAAGUCGGGGUGAUUGGUACUUGACUAAAGAGAUCAUCUGUAAAGGCUCUGACUGGAUUAUCAAUGAAAUGAAGACUUCAGGCCUUCGAGGUCGUGGUGGUGCGGGUUUUCCCACUGGCAUGAAGUGGUCCUUCAUGAACAAGCCAUCUGAUGGUCGUCCCAAAUACCUCGUAAUCAAUGCCGAUGAGGGUGAGCCUGGCACGUGCAAAGACAGAGAGAUCAUGCGCCAUGACCCCCAUAAGCUCAUUGAAGGGGCUUUGCUCGCUGGUGCUGCUAUAGGCGCUCAUGCUGCCUAUAUUUAUAUAAGAGGAGAGUUUUACAAUGAAGCUAACAUUCUUCAGAUGGCGAUUGCUGAGGCCUACCAAGCGGGUCUCAUUGGUAAGAACGCCUGCAACUCUGGUUUUGACUACGACGUAUUUGUGCACCGCGGCGCUGGUGCAUAUGUCUGCGGCGAGGAGACUGCUCUCAUCGAGUCCAUAGAGGGCAAGCAGGGUAAACCAAGGCUGAAGCCACCCUUCCCAGCAGACGUUGGUCUUUUUGGGUGCCCUACUACCGUGAACAAUGUGGAAACUAUUUCUUCGUCACCAACGAUCCUCCGACGCGGUGGGGCCUGGUAUGCGUCAUUCGGUCGACCACGUAACCAUGGCACCAAGCUAUUUAACAUCUCAGGACACGUGUGCACGCCAUGCACCGUCGAGGAGGAGAUGAGCAUCCCGCUCAGAGACUUGAUCGAAAUACACGCCGGCGGUGUUUUGGGGGGAUGGGAUAACCUGUUGGCGGUUAUUCCUGGAGGAUCAUCUUGUCCGCUUUUACCUAAACACAUAUGUGAAACAGUACUUAUGGACUAUGACGCCUUAAUGGCGGUGAAUUCCUCUUUCGGCACAGCAGCGAUGAUAGUUAUGAACCAGCAGACCGACAUAGUGAAAGCCAUUGAUCGGCUGCUCACGUUCUAUGCGCAUGAGUCUUGUGGCCAGUGCACGCCUUGCCGCGAAGGUGUAGGCUGGAUGAAGAAAAUUAUCCAAAGACUUGUCUGCGGGAAUGCUGCCUUGAAAGAAAUCGACAUGCUGUGGGAAAUGUCUAAGCAAAUUGAAGGUCACACGAUCUGUGCACUAGCUGAUGGAGCUGCCUGGCCGAUCCAGGGCCUCAUCCGCCACUUCAGACCUGAACUGGAGCGCCGUAUUCAUGAGUAUGCCUGCUGCUUCGGCCCAAGCAAAGCUGAGCGCUGUUUCUAAUAAUGUCUAUAAAAAUCAUCAA
This is a messenger RNA of Cydia amplana, 1512 nucleotides long. Its product is annotated as NADH dehydrogenase [ubiquinone] flavoprotein 1, mitochondrial-like. Gene Ontology annotation, molecular function: 4 iron, 4 sulfur cluster binding; NADH dehydrogenase (ubiquinone) activity; FMN binding. NCBI's taxonomy places the organism in Eukaryota, Metazoa, Arthropoda, Insecta, Lepidoptera, Tortricidae. Gene Ontology annotation, biological process: mitochondrial electron transport, NADH to ubiquinone. The record is from RefSeq and is a predicted model, not a curated record. The transcript is spliced from 8 exons. The coding region runs from base 63 to 1490 and encodes 475 amino acids.